Penicillium nucicola is the source of this 1251-nucleotide messenger RNA. RefSeq lists its product as uncharacterized. Gene Ontology annotation, molecular function: FAD binding. Bases 1 to 1251 code for a protein of 416 amino acids. The transcript is spliced from 3 exons. Gene Ontology annotation, biological process: secondary metabolite biosynthetic process. The record is from RefSeq and is a predicted model, not a curated record. NCBI's taxonomy places the organism in Eukaryota, Fungi, Ascomycota, Eurotiomycetes, Eurotiales, Aspergillaceae.
AUGCCCCCAAAACCAACAAUAACAAUAAUCGGCAGCGGAAUCAGCGGCCUAGCCCUAGCAACCGGCCUCUUGCGCCGCGGCAUCCCCAUCAUGAUGUACGAAGCAGCGCCCUCAUUCAGCGAAAUCGGACUGGGGCUCUCUCUCGGCCCAGCCGCGCACCGCGCCAUGCCCCUCAUUGACCCGGCCAUCCGCGCCAUCUACGACAGUCUCGUGACGACGCACGCCGACAGUCCGGGCUACGAGGCAUUCCGCGAGACGUGGUUUGAGUUUGUGUGGGCGGGCGGCGAGCGGGAUGGGGGUUUGUUGAUGGAUUUGAAGGCUUUGCCUUCUGGACAGACGGCGGUGCGGAGGGCGGACUUUUUGAGGGAGCUUGUUGGGUUGAUUCCGGAGGAUAUUGUUAGCUUUGGGAGGAGGGUUGUUGGGGUUGAGGAGGGAAAGGAUGGGGAUGGGGAGGGGGUUAGGUUGGUGUUUCAGGAUGGGAGUGUUGAGAGUGCGGAUGUGGUGGUUGGCUGUGAUGGGAUUCGGUCGGUGGUUAAGGAGGCUAUGUUGGGUGGUGAGGAGGGGAUGGUCAAGCCCGUUUAUAGCGGUAUGUAUGGCUAUCGGGCUGUGCUUGAUAUGGGGGAUAUGGUGGACGCGGUUGGGGAGAGGAGGGCGAGGGUUUCGACGCUUUAUAUUGGGGAGGGGGGGAAGGUGAAUGUUGGGUUUUAUGUGCUGAGUCCUGAGUGGGAGGGGGAGGGCUGGGUGCGUCCGGCUAAGAGGGAGGAUAUGGAGAGAGAUGCGAAGGGGAUGGGGAGGUUGGUGCAGGCGCUUGUUGGGCGUAUGCCGGAUGCGUCUCAGUGGGCGAUUUUUGAACAUCCUCAUAUAUCAACAUAUACUCGGUCUCGCAUCGCUAUUAUGGGGGAUGCGGCGCAUGCGUCGACGCCGCAUCAAGGUGCUGGAGCUGGCCAGGCUAUUGAGGAUGCACAUGUGCUUGCGGAACUGUUGGGCGAUUCUCGAGUGAAUUCCGUGCCGGAUAUCAUGGCGGCUUUCAGGGCGUAUGAUGAGAUUCGAAGACCUCGCAGUCAGAGAGUCGUUACUACGAGCAAGGAAAACGCCUAUCUGUUUUCAUUGUGUUUCGAUGGAGUCGGUGAUGAUGCGGAAAAGUUGAAAGAAAUCCUCAAAGAGCGAUCUCGAUGGCUUUGGGAUUUGGAUGUUGAAGAUCAAGUUGAGCGAGCAAGGGAAAGAAUGACUGCUUAUUUGCCGGCUCGGUAA